This is a messenger RNA of Polychytrium aggregatum, 1181 nucleotides long. RefSeq names its product mitochondrial carrier domain-containing protein. Gene Ontology annotation, biological process: transmembrane transport. The record is from RefSeq and is a predicted model, not a curated record. The coding region runs from base 133 to 1041 and encodes 302 amino acids. The transcript has 10 exons. NCBI's taxonomy places the organism in Eukaryota, Fungi, Chytridiomycota, Chytridiomycetes, Polychytriales.
GCGUUCUGGACCGAGCCAGGUUCGUUCGUCGCUCGCAUUCCUGAUCAGCUCCCGGACGCAGACCCUCAAGUCCGCGCAGUCGCAUCUCCUCAUCUGUGACGCAAGUCUGAAGCUCGGUAUCUGAAUCGCGCAAUGGCCUCCAACUCGUCCAACUCGUCUGCUGCCCCAAAGCCGCUCCCGGCCCACUGGAACCUGUUCGCCGGUGCCAUUGCUGGAGUCUCGGAGAUUCUGGCCAUGUAUCCUCUGGAUGUCGUCAAAACUCGCUUCCAGCUGCAAGUUGGCAAGAGCAGCGCCGAUUCGUAUACCUCUAUUGUCGACUGUUUCCAAAAGAUCAUCAAAAAGGAAGGCCCCGGUGUUCUGUACAGAGGCAUCGCCGCCCCUAUCAUGGUCGAGGCGCCCAAGCGUGCCAUCAAGUUCUCGGCGAACGAGCAGUACCGAACCCUGUUCAAGUCGUGGGGUCUGCCCGAGAGCCGCCUCACCUCGGUGCUGACGGGUGUCAGCGCCGGUAUUACCGAAGCAUUCGUCGUCGUUUCCUUUGAUCUGGUCAAGAUUCGUCUGCAGGACAAGGCCAACGCCGGAAAGUACAAGAACACCUCCGAUGCCUUCGCCAAGAUUUUCCAGCAGGAGGGCUUCAUUGGCUUCUUCCGCGGCCUCGAAGCCACUAUCUGGAGACACGGUGUCUGGAACGGCGGCUACUUUGGAUGCAUCAGCACCAUUCGCCAGUUGCUGCCCAAGGCUGAGACCAAGCAAGGCACCCUUGCCAACAACUUUAUCGCCGGCACUAUCGGCGGCACCAUCGGCACGAUCCUGAACACACCCUUCGACGUCGCCAAGACCCGCAUCCAGAACCAGACCCUCCCCUUCUCGAGCUGCAAAUACAACUGGACUCUGCCUGCCGUUGCAACUAUUGCCAAGGAAGAGGGCUUCGGCGCGCUCUACAAAGGAUUCGUUCCCAAGGUCCUUCGUCUUGGCCCCGGUGGCGGCAUCCUGCUCGUUGUUUUUGAGGCGCUCUCUGGAUACAUCCGAAAGAACAUUCUGUAAUCAUUGCAGACAUGUCGAGUACCAUCUCCCAUGACCCCAUCUCGUCAUCUUAUAGCCCACACAAAAUGAAACGGGACACCCUGUUUGAAUCCUGCGUGUCACUCUUUUCUGGGUCCUGAAUACACACCAUUCAUCACCCA